CAGCGCUGCCGCUGGGUUGAGGAAAUUGAUGACGGGGAAGCAUGCGGGCAACGCAGUGUAUAAAACUCAUAAACGUGUAGGCAGAAGCUCAGCUACUACUUUGGACGGCUGCUUCCCGCCAGCAAAGACCACGACGGCAGGGAGCUGAGCCCGAGCCAGCUGGGAGACAUGAAGAGCCUCUUGCUGCUGACCACGCUCCUGGUACCUGUGCACCUGGCUAUGGCCUGGAGCGCCAAGUACGCGGUGGAUUGCCCAGAUCAGUGCGACAACAGUGAGUGCAGAAGUAGCCUGCGUUGCAAGAGGACAGUGCUGGAUGACUGUGGCUGCUGUCAGGUGUGUGCCGCGGGGCCCGGAGAAACCUGCUACCGUACAGUCUCAGGCAUGGACGGCGUCAAGUGUGGUCCGGGGCUGAAAUGUCACUUUUACAGUGAGGAGGAUGAUUUCGGCGACGAGUUUGGUAUUUGCAAAGACUGUCCCUAUGGCACUUUCGGGAUGGAAUGCAAAGAGACUUGCAAUUGCCAGUCGGGCAUAUGUGACAGGGUGACCGGGAGGUGCCUGGAAUUUCCCUUCUUCCAGUAUGCAGCAGCCAAGUUGCCCAGCAGGACCGCUGCCUCUCACACAGAGCGCGAUGUGGCGUCUGGAGAUGGCAAUGCGGUGAGAGAGGAGAUUGCUGAAGGGAACGCUGCUCGGCCCUCGGUAAUGAAAUGGUUAAAGCCGCGCUGAUCCUGCCUGAGAUUUGCUAAGAGAAGGCUCCACUUCAGUGACCAACGUUCAUCCACCAUUUUAAGAGCUGUCUAGAGGAUGGACUAUGGACAUGUAAUUUAUGGAGAUCAAGUGUGUUUCAGAAAGGAUCCAGAAAAAAAAAUAUAGGCAAUAUACAACCCAUAAAACACGUAUGACUGAACACUUUUAGAUAUUGUUAAA
Microtus ochrogaster (prairie vole) is the source of this 924-nucleotide messenger RNA. RefSeq names its product endothelial cell specific molecule 1 (gene Esm1). NCBI's taxonomy places the organism in Eukaryota, Metazoa, Chordata, Mammalia, Rodentia, Cricetidae. Gene Ontology annotation, biological process: angiogenesis; positive regulation of hepatocyte growth factor receptor signaling pathway. Gene Ontology annotation, cellular component: extracellular region. The record is from RefSeq and is a predicted model, not a curated record. Gene Ontology annotation, molecular function: integrin binding; hepatocyte growth factor receptor binding.